GGUGUGUGUUUCCUUCUCCCUGAAGUGAAAGUAGAGAAUCUGUGAGAAAGUUUUACACGGACCACAAUAGAGUUAAUAGAGUUUUAAACUUCACACGGUGAUGAUGUGUACCAGCUUCAGGUGAUGAUGUGUGCAGUGCGUCAGGUGAUGAUGUGUACCACCUGCAGUGUUCUUCACCACCUCCUUCUUUUCCUCAUCCUCAUGUUCUUCACAGUUCCUGUAUCAGCUGUCACUACUGUAAAGGUGAAGAUUAAUCAGCCUGCUGCUCUGUCCUGUAAUCGGACGUGUUCUCAUGAGGCCACAUGGUCUCUGUUCUAUAACCAGACCUAUAUACCUGUAGUGGCUCAGUGUGAUCAGACAUCCUGCUGGUCAGCAGAAGGAUUUAACAUCUCCCAUGAUCAGUAUCUGAAGGGAGAUCUGACCCUCACCAUCACUGCAGCUGAUUACAGUAAGAGGAACAUGUACACGUGUCAGUGUGAUGGCAAAGACGUUAAAGAAGUGCGUCUCAGCAUCGAGUCCAUCAUAUCAUCAGUUCAGGUGAAUCCUGGUGAAGAGCUACAGCUGAAUUUACACAUAUCAGACCAAGUGGAGGUGAUCUUUAAACACAGAGAUUCAGCAGAUCCACAUGGUGUACAGAUCUGCAGUGUGUAUAAAAGAUCACUAGACUGUACAGCUGAAUACACACAGAGAACAUCACUCACUAACACACUUCUUACACUGAGAGAAGUAAAGAGGACUGACGAUGGAGUUUACAUCAUCAGAGACAUGAAGUAUAACGAGACCCUUCAUAUUUACACAGUAACAGUAAGAGAUCAGAACAAAGAUCAGGAGUCUGCUCUACCAGUGUGGGCGAUCGUCCUGGUGGUGGUGGUGGUGGUGGUGUUGGUGCUUAUGGUUGCUGCACUGAUUGUGAUAAUCCCGUACCUGUGGAAAAAAUAUCACAGUAACCGAAGAGAUGAUAGGCCCAGGAAUGGAGCAGGAGAACAUCAGAGCUCUAAUGGCGCAAUACGUAUGAACCUAAAGAAGAACCAAAGAAUGUUAAGACAGAGUGAGAAUGAAAGUGACGAGUAGUAACAGAGGGAAGAGACUUGUAACUACAUACAGCAUGAUGGUGGAACAAUGAGAGAUCAAAACUCAAAUGGGAGCACAGGAAUAAAUGACAUGUAUCUGGAUCUACAGCUUUCUCCGUCCCUUUGUGCUUCACAACAACUGAAGAAUAUGACCUGACUACAGAAUCUGCUCCAAUACUCACACCUAGACCUGACUACUGCAGCUUUUUUUUUUUGGAAUCAGACCCUGGUUUAGAUGUCCACACUUACACACCACAUCAAGCCUUCAAACUCAUGGAAUAUAGUCUGUCCUUCUCUGGGAUCUGCUUCAGUCCUGGUUCCUCAGAAGUGUGAUGUGUCCACCUUCUCUAUGAACAGAACCUUUUUCACAAGUGAACCUCCUCCAAGAACAGAAUCUGUUCAGAAGGCAUCAAUAUCACGUAUCUCUCUGCACUGACAGUUAUUAUUUCCAGGUGCUAUGUUUAAUGAUAGUCAGAAGAACUGCAGGAUUGAUUUGCAGUGAUAUUUAUUAUAAGGGGAUGAGUGGAGCCAAACCACAGCAGCAACAGAACUAAAUGUGCCCCCCACCCCCACCCCCCCCACCCCAGCAUGACAGCAACACCAGACUCCACACCACAUGUGGAGAACAAGCUGAAGGUCAACUCAUCCGACCAGAUCACAGAUAUACACGUCUAAUGCCCCUUUUCCACCGAGGCUGUUUGAGUGCAGGUUCGGAGCCUAAUUUAGAACCAGUUCUUUCUUUUUCGACCGCCAAAUCCGCUCUGAACCAGGAAAAGUGGUUCUUAAGUAGCACCAAAACGUUGCUGGUCUAGACUUAAGAACCACUUGUGUCAGGGGCUGUGGGCGGGGCUACUGUUAGCGCCUGGGGGCGGGGCUACUGUUAGCGCUUUUGAUAAUGUACCUUAAGUAUACUAAUGUUUAAUACACUUUUACUUUACUGCGAUAUGAUAGUAAGUAGCUACAUGCUAAGGCUAACUUUUUUCUGUGUUAAUGAUAAAAUAACGUUAUGUACUUUCUCCAUUACAACCUCCGUUUAUACAGAUUACAUGGAGCUGCACGUACACAUUGGAUUCGCUCCGUUUGGGUGUUAAUGUAGGUUCACAAAGUCAUGAGCAUUAACAGUAAAACAACAUCCGCCAUUGUUGAUGUGUUUGUGUUUGUCGCUGCUGCACUAAAGUUGCUGGGACACGUGACACGUAUACGGUGACAUCACACUCGGCUCUGUGAUGCUCUCUAACCGAUGGAAAGACAAACCGGUUCUUAGAAGGUUCACCAGUGGAACCAACUUUGAACCAGCACCAGUGCUAGCUCUGAACCAGCACCCGGUUCUUUUUGGUGGAAAAGGGGUAUAUGUAGACCAGUGUGUGGAUUUUAUGUAUGUGAUCAGACAUCAGUCCUGCACUGAGAUUCUCAGUGACCUGAAUUACAAGUGUUUAUAACUCAUAGGAUAUCAGCAGACUAUAUUCUAUACUCGCAAAUAAAUUUUAUUUAUUUAUUGAUUUUUUUUUUGCACAGGCCUGUGUAAUGGUUCAAUGGCCCAAUUUUUUGGCCAACAGUAAAAAGUGCUAAUUUUACCUCUUUUCAGUGGAAGGAACCAUAAACAAACAAGAAUGCAUGUUUUUUUUCAUGUCAUGUCCAUGCAAUGAAUAUACAUGGUUAUAAUGGAAAAACAGCCCUGAUAUAUAAAUAAGGGAGAAAUAAUUAAAUCUAAAGCUACACAAAAACUAACAAUGCAUAAAAGCCAAUGUUAUUAGUCAUCUUUGACAUUUCCAAGACUUUUUUUAUUAAAAAUAAAAUUAUGCAGAUUUGUGACACUAAUCAAUUAGUAAAUAAAUAUUUAGUAGUUUUGAUCAGAAUUGAGGUUGAUUAACAGAUUUGUGCAAUAU
Molecule: messenger RNA, 2956 nt
Organism: Tachysurus vachellii
Lineage: Eukaryota; Metazoa; Chordata; Actinopteri; Siluriformes; Bagridae
Exons: 6
Coding region: 124-1071 (315 amino acids)
Source: RefSeq, a predicted model, not a curated record